UAUUAUUUUCUUGUGUGCCUGGCCUCACUGGGGGCCUUCAAUGUGGAUGUGGCCUGGCCCUGGGUCACACCCACAGGAAGUUCACCUUUUGUACUCAGCUCCCUUCUGCACCGGGACCCCAGCACCAACCGGACCUGGCUCCUGGUUACCAGCCCUAGCAUCAACAAGACUUCAGUGCCCCUGCAUAGAUGUAGCCUCACCGAGGAUGAAUUAUCUUGUGAACCAGUAGAACACAUCCUCAUCCCAAAAGGGAGGCACUGGGGAGUGAUGGCUGUUCAGAACCACCACGGUAUUUUGAUAUGCAUUCAGGUUCAGGCCUGGCAUCCUGGCAGCCUCAACUCAGAGCUCACAGGUGCCUGCAGCCUGCUGGCUCCUGACCUCCACCUCCAGACCCAGGUCUAUUUCUCCAACCUUGAAAGUCUACUAUAUCCAGACACAUAUGUGGAUGUGGGUGACUGCAACAAGGACAAAGGAGGCAGCACAAGAGAUGAAGAGAACUCAUCCAGAAAACCGCGGGCUGUGGAGAUGGAAGAGGAUGAUGAUGAGGAAGCUGGCACUGAGAUUGCUAUUGUCUUGGAUGGCUCAGGAAGCAUUGACCCCUCAGACUUCAAAAUUGCCAAAGACUUCAUCUCCAGCAUGAUGAAGAACUUUUAUAUGAAGUGUUUUGAGUGCUACUUUGCCCUGGUACAGUAUGGGGAAGUGAUCCAAACUGAGUUUGACCUUCAAGAUGGACGGAAUGUCAUGGCCUCGCUUGACAAAGUUCAGAAUGUCAGUCAAGUGGGGAAUGUCACCAAGACUGCAUCAGCCAUGCAGCAUGUCCUAGACAACAUCUUCACACCAAGCCAUGGCUCCAGAAAAAAAGCAUCGAAGGUCAUGGUGGUGCUUACUGAUGGUGAUAUAUUUGGGGACCCUCUCAAUCUCACAACUGUCAUCAAUUCCCCAAAGAUGCAAGGUGUGGAGCGCUUUGCCAUUGGGGUGGGAAAUGCAUUUCAGAACGCUAAGACUGACAGGGAACUGAAGUUGAUCGCCUCUGACCCCAGUGAGACCCAUGUGUUCAAGGUGACCAACUACGCAGCUCUGGAUGGGCUGCUGAGCAAACUUCAGCGGAGUAUUAUUCACAUGGAAGGCACAGUUGGAGAAGACCUUCACUACCAGCUGGCACAGACUGGAUUCAGUGCCCAGAUCGUAGACAAGGGGCAGGUGCUGCUUGGCGCCGUGGGGGCCUUUAACUGGUCUGGAGGUGCGCUGCUGUACAACACUCACAGUCGCCGCGGCCGCUUCCUGAACCAGACAGCAGAGGGCGCAGGAGCUGCGCAUGUGCAGUACGGCUACUUGGGUUACUCGGUGGCAGUGCUACACAAGGUCUGUGGCAUCUCCUAUGUGGCAGGAGCGCCCCGGUACAAGCAUCGUGGGGCCGUGUUUGAGCUCCAGAAGAAGGGCAGAGAGGCCAACUUUGUGCUGAAGCUGGAAGGAGAGCAGAUGGGGUCCUACUUUGGCUCUGAGCUGUGCCCUGUGGAUAUUGACAUGGAUGGGACCACGGACUUCCUGCUGGUGGCUGCCCCAUUUUACCAUGUCCGUGGGGAAGAAGGCAGAGUCUAUGUGUACCGUCUGUAUGAGCAGAAUGGUUCCUUCUCCUUGGCACACAUGCUGAAUGGGCACCCUGGGCUCAUUAAUGCCCGCUUUGGAUUUGCCAUGGCAGCCGUGGGGGAUAUCAGUCAGGAUACAUUCACAGAUGUGGUCAUUGGGGCCCCUUUGGAGGGCUUCGGGACAGACGCCGGGACCAGCUUUGGCAGUGUGUACAUCUACAACGGACACUGGGAUGGCCUCUCUGCCAGCCCCUCACAGCGGAUCAGAGCCUCAGCUGUAGCCUCAGGACUCCACUACUUCGGCAUAUCCGUGGCUGGUGGUUCAGAUUUCAGUGGUGAUGGCCUUACUGACAUCACUGUGGGCACGCUGGGCCGGGCAGCUGUGUUCUGCUCACGACCUGUGGUUCGCCUGAAGGUAUCCAUGACUUUCACGCCCCCUGCACUGCCCAUGUACUUCAAUGGCACUGUGAAUGCUCGCUUGUGUUUUGAAGUCUCCUCAAGCACGGCCUUUUCUUCAACCUCAGGCCUCAGAGAAAUGUUGUUCAACUUCAUGGUGGAUGUGGAUGUGACGAAGCAAAGGAGGAGGCUGCAAUGUUCAGACACACGGGACUGUCUGAGACACCUUAGAGGAUGGAACAGCGGGUCCCAUCUAUGCAAGAACCUCUGGCUUGUCCCUACAGAUGGAGAACUCUGUGAGGAGGACUGCUUCUCCAACAUCACUGUCAAGGUCAGCUACCAGCUCCAGACGUCUGAGGAGAGGCAGGGACACCUCAACCCUAUCCUGGACCGCUACACUGAGCCUUCUUCUGUCUUCCAGCUGCCCUAUGAGAAGGCCUGCCAGAAUAAGCUGUUCUGCAUCGCUGAAGUCCAGUUGGCCACUACCAUCUCUCAGCAGGAACUGGUAGUGGGUGUCACAAAGGAGCUGGUCAUGAACAUCAGCCUGACUAACUCUGGGGAAGAUUCCUACCUGACAAGCAUGGCUCUGAACUACCCCAGGAACUUACAGUUUAAGAGCAUACAGAAGCCUCCCUCUCCAGACAUUCAGUGUGAUGACCCCAAGCCAGUCGCUUCUGUCUGGACCAUGAACUGCAAGAUUGGUCACCCCAUAUUCAAGAGGUCAUCUGCAAACAUCUCUGUAGUUUGGCAGCUAGAGGAGAAUCUCUUUCCAAAUAGGACAGCAGACAUCACUGUGGUCAUCUCCAAUUCCAAUGAAAGGUUUUUGGCCAAAGAGACCCACAUCCUUCGAUUCAAGCAUGCCUUCAUUGUAGUUCUUUCCAAACCAUCAGUGAUGUACAUGAACACAAGCCAGGGGCUGUCUGAGCAUAAAGUAUUCUUCUUCAAUGUACAUGGAGAAAAUCUCUUUGGUGCUGAAUUCCAGUUGCAAAUUUGUGUCCCAAUCAAGUUACAUGCGCUGCAGAUUAUAAGUGUGAAGAAUCUGACAAAGACUCAGGCUCACACCGUGUGCACCCAGAGGCAGGAGCGCGCUUGUGGGAGCGAGCGGGUCCAGAACGUGGAAGAAUGGCAUUCGGUGAGGUGUGCCGUCACGUCUAAUAAAGAAGCGGUAACUGUGGCUGCAGAGAUUUCCUUGGGUCACAAUAAGCAGUUACUAAGCGAUGUAACCGAAUUGCAGAUCCUUGGUGAAAUAUCUUUCAACAGAUCUCUCUAUGAGGGGCUGAAUGCAGAGAACCACAGAACUAAGAUCACGGUCAUCUUCCUGAAGGAUGAGGAAUCCGCCCCCUCUUUGCCACUCAUCAUCGGCAGCAGUGUUGGAGGCCUUGUGGUUUUGGUCGUGAUUGUAGCCAUCCUAUUCAAGUGUGGCUUUUUUAAAAGAAAAUAUCAACAGCUGAACCUGGAGAGCAUAAGGAGAGCCCAGCUGAAAGUGGACAAGCAACUUGAAGAAGAAAAUUAGGACCCUUCUCUUCAGCCAUGGUGGAAGAGUCCGCCAGUCAGCCCUAGCACCUCUAGAAACUUGGUGUCAUGCACUCCUUCUCCUAUGAUGAGUUGGAGGAGCACCAGACAAGUGGUGGGAUGUCGUUUUCACUAUACCUGCUCCCCAAAGUGUCUGCACUGUGCAAAAAAGGAAAAUUGAGACACAGUUGACAUUAAAUAAAGCUAAACUUUUCUUAACAA
Molecule: messenger RNA, 3716 nt
Organism: Jaculus jaculus (lesser Egyptian jerboa)
Lineage: Eukaryota; Metazoa; Chordata; Mammalia; Rodentia; Dipodidae
Gene: Itgae
Product: integrin subunit alpha E
Exons: 31
Biological process (GO): cell-cell adhesion; cell-matrix adhesion; integrin-mediated signaling pathway
Cellular component (GO): integrin complex; external side of plasma membrane
Molecular function (GO): integrin binding
Source: RefSeq, a predicted model, not a curated record